AGCAAAGCAAGGAAAAUAUAAAUAUACUUGAGGCAUAGCCACAUAAACCGCCCAACAUAAAAAUAUCAAAAUUUCAAGAAAUAGAUGAUGAUGUGAAAACCGCAUUAAUUAUCCAAAACAAUAAAUUAUGUGCAUCACUUAUUUGUACGUGUGUUGUGUGCGUAUUGUAUGCCGAGAUCUGUUGACAUAUUGAAGUUUUUACAGAGAUAAACUAAUUGAAAAACAAAAGCCAACUCGACUCGACAGCAGCACAUGUUAGUAAGAAACAAACGUCAAAAAUGAAUGAAAAAAGCUGGCGUCACAAGCGUAAAUUUUAAUCAUAACGCAAGUGCACAAAUAUUCCCAUAAAAGUUAAUUUAAAACAAAGAACAAAAUGCUGGGACGCACACAGAAGUUGUUGCUGGGACUAACCGUAUUGCUGCUAGUCAAUGUGCUCUCGGUGGUAUUUAAGCAACUCACUGAGUUUAUGUUUGACGAGAAGGCGUAUAACAAGCCCUUUUUAAGCACCUACUUCAAGACCUCAAUGUUCAGCAUUUAUUUGCUAAUCAUUGGACUUAUAGCGCCCUGGAAGGAAAGCUGUGAACGUCAACAUGGCAAUUAUACAAUAAUGGAACAGCAUGCCGACGAGGAGAAUUAUUAUUCCAAUCAAGCUGCCCUAAGUGAUCCCACAUUUGUGCCGAUACGCGUUGCUAAUCCAAUCAAUGGCGUGCAGUCUGGCACGGAGAGCGACGACUCCAGCGUACGUAGCGUGCGUUUUUCCAAACUUGCAGAAGUACGGGAAAUGUCUGCACAUGAAGCUACUGAUGCUUUGAUGGCACGUCUUAGUUAUGCUGCUAGCAUGCGCAUUAGACGGCAGAAAACGCACCACAAGACCGCAAAGACAGCGCUGCUCUUUUGCCUGCUGUGGUUUAUGGCCAACUACUUUGCCGAAGUAGCACUGCAGAUGGGCGACGAGGCCAUGGUUACGCUUAUACGUUGCGCGGCAGCUGCUUUAUUCACCUUAAUACUCGCCGCCGUGUUUCCCUCUUCCUUUGGUGAUAAGCUAACUAUAACCAAGUUGUUGGCUGUGGGCAUCAGCAUCGCAGGCAUAGUGUUUAUAGCUAUGCAGAACUUGCAGGACACUCAGCUGACAAGAGGCGCAUUAUUAGCUGUCUUAAGCUCUUUUUUUUAUGCCUCGUAUUUGGUGUUUGUCAAGAGAAAAAGUGAUACUGAGGAAAAGGUGGAUAUACCCCUAUUCUUUGGAUUUGUGGGCCUUUGGAACUUACUGCUGCUUUGGCCUAUUCUCUUUAUUCUACAUUUUACGCGCAUCGAAUCUUUUGAGCUGCCCAGCCAGGGCCAAUUCGCAUUGCUCUUUCUCAGCGGAUUUCUUUGCACUGUGCUAGGAGUGGCCUUGUGGCUCUGGGGAUGUUUUCUCACUUCCUCACUUGUGGGCACGCUUAGUCUAUCGCUGCAAAUACCUCUUCGGAUUGCCAUAGCAGCGCUGAUCAACGACAAGGAAUUUAAUUCAAUUUUCUGCUUGGGUACUUUGGCCCUGAUAUUGGCUUUGCUUCUGGUGGUCUUAUUGCUGCGCAACGAUGAGUCCGAUCCGCUCAUGAAGUUAUUUAAGAUUGUGUACAGGAAAAUCUGUGGCUGCCACAAGCCGAAUGUUGUCAGGGUCACUGAUGACGAGCAACAGGAAUCUCUUAUAAGUAGCAGCGAUUAAUGCUAACCCUAGGACUAGAAGGCUUUUUAAAAACGCGCUUCUAACUUGAUAUUGCUCAGAAUGCAAUGCAAUUCAACACUUGGCUGUUUAAGAGUUCGAUUCGAAUCGAUCUUUAAUCUAUAGCGAUAAAAACAUUAGCAUAUAUAUAUUAUUUAUAUAU
Messenger RNA from Drosophila busckii, 1862 nucleotides. RefSeq names its product solute carrier family 35 member F5. Gene Ontology annotation, biological process: regulation of peptide transport. The record is from RefSeq and is a predicted model, not a curated record. The transcript is spliced from 8 exons. The coding region runs from base 374 to 1702 and encodes 442 amino acids. NCBI's taxonomy places the organism in Eukaryota, Metazoa, Arthropoda, Insecta, Diptera, Drosophilidae. Gene Ontology annotation, cellular component: membrane.